AUGACGUACUUAACUUACAGACACGGAUAUUCAACCGAAACAGGUACAAAAUCAAAUACAGCACCUAAAGCAUUUAAAUCCUCGUCGUUCAAUCAACCAAAAGAGAUCCCUAAGGCAUCAACGAGUCAAACGCAAACUGCUGAAGUACCCCAAGAAGAUAUUGAUGAUUUUAACAUAACGAAGUUGAUCCAUGGAACUACGGACAUGAAGAUCGCAAUAACUAAGAGGGCCAGUAAUAAACUAACGAGUAUUGCUGAAGACGAUAAGAAUCCUAAUGCUGCGUUAAAAGUUGAGGUCGAAAGUGGUGGGUGUCAUGGAUUUCAAUACAAUUUAAAGUUGACUGACUUGACUGAAGAAUUGAAAGAUGAGAACAAUGAGCUUUUGGUUUUCAAAAGAAUGGGUGAUGAUGGCGAGGUAGCGCAAGUUGUAUUAGAUGAUUCUUCAUUACAGAUUCUUCAAGACUCGAAAGUUGACUAUACAAAAGAAUUAAUUGGUAGUCAGUUCAAAAUUGUUGACUCACCGUACACUUCUACGGCUUGUGGUUGUGGUGCAUCCUUUGAUUUUGAUUUUGAAAAGUUAGAAAAAGUAAGGGAGAGAGAAGCUAAUAAGUAA
Debaryomyces hansenii CBS767 is the source of this 612-nucleotide messenger RNA. RefSeq names its product Isa2p (gene ISA2). The record is from RefSeq and is a predicted model, not a curated record. Gene Ontology annotation, biological process: iron-sulfur cluster assembly. The coding region runs from base 1 to 612 and encodes 203 amino acids. The transcript has a single exon. NCBI's taxonomy places the organism in Eukaryota, Fungi, Ascomycota, Pichiomycetes, Serinales, Debaryomycetaceae. Gene Ontology annotation, molecular function: iron ion binding; 4 iron, 4 sulfur cluster binding; 2 iron, 2 sulfur cluster binding. Gene Ontology annotation, cellular component: mitochondrion.